This is a messenger RNA of Gracilinanus agilis (Agile Gracile Mouse Opossum), 1305 nucleotides long. It is a transcript of the gene BCL7C, whose product is annotated as BAF chromatin remodeling complex subunit BCL7C. Lineage: Eukaryota; Metazoa; Chordata; Mammalia; Didelphimorphia; Didelphidae. Bases 561 to 1238 code for a protein of 225 amino acids. The transcript is spliced from 6 exons. The record is from RefSeq and is a predicted model, not a curated record.
GGUCCAGGGGAUUGCUGCUCCUUGGUUUCCUGGCUGCAGCAAGGAAAUCCCCAAGCCAGAGCAGAACUAGGGGGUGGCUGGGGUAGGGGCGGGAGCGUAGGAGAAGCUAGAGAGAGGUGACAGGGAAGGAGACAGACACUGACGACAGGGAGCACAAGAAAGGGAAGGAGACAGUGAGGGAGGCAGGAAGAGUGACUCACAGGGAGAAGGGAAGACAACAGACAGCACCAGGAAGGGAGGAGAGCAAGGAACAUUUUCUUUCUUUCUUUUUUUUUUUAAGCAGGAAGACAGGAUGGAAAACCAACAGGGAAAGGAAGAGAGGGAGUGAAACAGACAAACUGACGGGGAGAUCGAGAAGUGGGGGAAACAGGAAGCUAGGGAACGAGGGUGAGGGGGAAAAAGAGAUAGCCUGGAAGAGAGGAAGAGGCAAAACUGAGCAAGAAGGAGAAGGAGCUCGAGGGGCAGCAAGUGACCCAGAGAGAGGGGAGCUCAGGAGGGUCAGAACCAGGGUCCCAGGGGCAGGGCAGGUGGGCCUCAGAAGAAACAACACCUCAGAUCUCAUGGCGGGCCGGACAGUGAGGGCUGAGACCAGGAGCCGGGCCAAGGAUGACAUCAAGAAGGUGAUGGCAACCAUCGAAAAGGUCCGGAGAUGGGAAAAACGCUGGGUGACAGUGGGAGACACUUCCCUCCGUAUCUACAAGUGGGUGCCUGUGGUGGACCCACAUGAGGAGGAACGUCGACGGGUGGUAGGUGGGGCUGAAAGACCCCGAGUCAGGGAACGGAGGGGUCGGGGAGCCAGUCCAAGAGGAGGUGGUCCUCUCAUCUUGCUUGACCUCAGUGCAGAUGAGAACAGCAAUCAGAGCUUUCACUCAGAGGGCUCCCUGCAGAAGGGCACAGAGCCCAGUCCAGGGGGCACUCCUCAGCCUAGCAGACCAGCCUCACCUACCGCUCCACCAGAUGGGACUCCUGAGGAGGCCCAGCCCCCAAGGCUGGGACAGGAGAGAGAUCCAGGGGGUGUGACUAUGAGUGGGACAGAUGAACCCCCAAUGCUGACCAAGGAAGAGCCUGUGCCUGAGUUACUGGAGGCUGAGGUUCCUGAAGCUUACCCAGUCUUUGAACCAGUGCCCCCUGUGCCUGAGGCAGCUGUGGGGGAAACUGAAGAAUCAGAGGGGGCACCUCCUCUCAAGCGUAUCUGUCCAGAUGCCCCUGAAGGCAGUCCACUCCCCUCAGAUCCUUAAAUGUGAAAAGCUGAUCCGUAACCUGUUGUGUCUCCCCUGGCUUUUUACAAAUAAAGAAACUUUUGUA